AUGUGGAUAAUUGCCCCGAGCACUAGUGGACCUGCAAAGUCUGGACGUCGUGUUCGUUUUUGGAAUAAUAAUGCGGCCUGUUAUAUUAUGUCGACGGUUAAUAUGGUUCCUCUUUGCAAUAUUGGUGCCGAUUCAUAUUUACGCCAACUGGAGAGCAGUGCGAUGCUUGAAAUUGACUACCCUCAAUCGGAUACGAUUCAACAUUCUGGUCCAGGAUUGGCUUCGUCGACUCCAGAAGAACGCUUCGGUUUGGCUGCUCGUUUGACUCUCUGCUUAAAGCAAUUAGGAUAUAAGCGCCAACAUUUGACGAUAUACGUCUGUAUCCACAGUGAUGCUACUACGGGGGAUAUCUUCAAGGCAAUGUUCCAUGUGGAAAUCAUCUGCUCCCUUUCCAGCUUAAGUAAGGAGAUCGGUGACUUCAGGGCCUUCUGGGAAGGAGAUGACGGCAUUGCCUUCCAUGCUUGGACACUUGGUCGCACGAAUCUCUGGUUGGCGAAAAUAAUGCAGGCUUUUGAGAUGAGUGCUUCGGGAGGAAAUGGCGCCAAGUGGGAUCUCUCUGUCCUCCAAUUUGACCCUGGUCCCUGGCGCAUUUAUCGAAAUGUCUACUAUAAUUGA
Messenger RNA from Rodentolepis nana, 615 nucleotides. The record is from the annotation of a GenBank genome assembly. Lineage: Eukaryota; Metazoa; Platyhelminthes; Cestoda; Cyclophyllidea; Hymenolepididae.